This is a messenger RNA of Vicia villosa (hairy vetch), 480 nucleotides long. RefSeq lists its product as uncharacterized. Lineage: Eukaryota; Viridiplantae; Streptophyta; Magnoliopsida; Fabales; Fabaceae. The record is from RefSeq and is a predicted model, not a curated record. The transcript has a single exon. The coding region runs from base 1 to 480 and encodes 159 amino acids.
AUGUCUGAUCCUACUUCAUAUAGAAGCCUCAUUGGUAGGCUCAUCUACCUAACUAACACCAGACCCGAUAUUUCGUAUACUGUCCAACACCUAAGCCAAUUCGUAUCUCAACCUCUCUUGCCGCAUUACAAUGCUGCCAUUCGUUUAUUACGCUAUCUGAAAACAUCUCCUUCUUCUGGCAUUCUCUUAUCUGCUACCAGCUCACUCAAACUUAAUGCAUUUGCUGACUCUGAUUGGGCUAGAUGCCCAGAUUCUCGAAAGUCAAUUACAGGUUUUUGUAUCUUGCUUGGGUCCUCUUUAGUCUCAUGGAAAUCGAAGAAACAACAAACAGUUUCUCGAUCGUCAACCGAAGCAGAGUACAAAUCCCUGGCCAGUCUCACUUGUGAGCUUCAGUGGCUACAACAUCUCUUCAAAGACCUUCGUAUCACAUUUCAUUCUCCAGCUUCCGUAUACUGUGACAACCGACCUCCAUCUACUUAG